Messenger RNA from Cylicocyclus nassatus, 441 nucleotides. NCBI's taxonomy places the organism in Eukaryota, Metazoa, Nematoda, Chromadorea, Rhabditida, Strongylidae. The record is from the annotation of a GenBank genome assembly.
AUGUCCGAUUACAAUGUGGUUUGUACCAUCAACAAAUCUGAACCGCCUUUUGAGCCAAACAUCUAUCUCUGUAAGGAAAACAGCACCUGCUGUUUCACUCGUGGAAAUCCGACAUGCUGCCUUCGGGAAGUUUCCAUCAAACAUGUCUUCGAACAGACCUACCCAAUUGUUCUCGUUUUUCUCUGCCUUUUGCUAGCGGCCGUUAUCAUCAACUGGUACUUCACUGAUGAAGAACCACCUGCGGAUAUUGAAAAUGAAAGCGUCGAGAAGAAAUCAGUGAUGGGGCUUUUGUGCCCAAGCGAUGAAGACGAGACCGUGGACGAUCCGCUCUUUGGUAAAGUGUAUGAGGAGAAUGUUUCCAGGAAGGCUUACGUGGCCAGGCAGCCAGAUCGUGACAAUCUUCGCCGACGCAAAUCUACACACUGCACUCUCGAAGACUGA